ACCGGCGAUACUAGUACCUGAAAGUACUAGCUGCUAUAAACAGUCGGCAUAUUAUACCACCUUGUGACUGUAGGUUACAAUGAAGAUCAGAUCUUUUCACUCAGUAAUAGUAGCAGUUUUUGCUAUUGGGAGCGUGGUAUCCCAAAAUGCAGAAGAAUUGCCUAUUCAUGUUGAGACUGACAACCAGUUUCCUCCAGAAUAUUCAGAAUUAGAUGGACGUACUGAAGGCAGUGAAUCAACCGCUGCGGACAACACUCAACAAACUUCGGGAUCUGCAAUACCUGAAAUAUCUGCGUCGACAUCAGCUAAUGCAGAAACAGUUUUUGAUGAAGGCAAUGAGAGCACUGUUGGAGAACCUACUGAGCCAACGCCAACAUCUUCAGUAACAGAUGGAGCUGAAAUUUCAUCAGUAAUUAACGAUGAGAAUAUUAAUAAUGAUGAAGACACUGAAACCACAGCUGCAGAAACUACUCAAGCGACUUUAGAGUCUACAAAACUUGAUAUACAUGCGUCAUCACUGACAGCAGAUAAUGAGCAAGAUAGUAUUCAAGGCAGCGAAACCCGUACUUCGGAACUGUCUGAAGCAAUUUUAGGAUCAACAAUUGCAGAUACAGUUGCGUCGACAUUGAGAACUAAAGAUGAACAAGAAACUAAUAGUGAAAUCAUUGAAAAAACCGCUGCGCAAAUAAUGUCAGACAUAGCAGCUACAACAUUGCUAACGAAGGAUGCGCAAGAUACUACUAAUGAAGGCAGUGAAACCACGGCUGCAGAAUCAACUGAACGAACAUCAGGACUUACAACAGAAGAUUUAUCCAUUACAAAUGAUAAUGAGCAAGUUACUAAUAAUGAAGGUGGUUUCAGCACAACCGCGGAAACUACUCAAACAACGUCAGGAUUCACAACAGUAGAUGUAGCUGUACCAAUAAUGGAAACAAGAAAUGGGCAAGAUACUACCAAUAAAGGAAGUGAAACCACGGCUGCAGAACUCACCGAACUAACAACAGGGACUACAGUAACAGAUGUAGCUGAAUCAACAAUGACUAAAGAUGAGCAGAAAACAACCAAUGGUGGCACUGAAUCCACGCCUGCGGAACCCACUGAAUCACCGUCAGGGUCUACAAUAUCAGAGGUUUUGUUAAUUUCACCAACAUUGACAACUGAAGCAGAUGUUACUAAUAAAGAUGUCAGUGAAACCAGGGUUGUGGAACCUAUGCCUACUGAUGAGUCAUCGUGCCCAAAGCCAUGUGUAUGUAUUACAGAAGGGGAUUCAAGCAAUUUAAUAGUAGACUGUUCGAAUAAAGAUCUGACAGAGCUACCAACGCCUUUAGAUUUAAAAACAACAACUUUGAAAAUACAUAAUAAUAAAUUAUCAGUGAUACCUAAAGCAAUUUCAGGACUAAAGAACUUAAAAGUGCUAGAUGCAAGCGAUAAUCUAAUUACUGAAUUGGAAUCUGGAUCAGUCAGUGAACUACCGGAAUUAUUGUCAUUAAAAUUGGCAAACAACCGUCUUUUAGAAUAUCCGAAAGACUUAGAGAACACUUUAUUUUCGAAUAAAAUUGAAGAAUUAGAUUUAGCCGGCAACGAUAUAAAAGUGACUCCCGAGACUUUCUUGAAUUAUAAAGCUCUUCGUACAGUAAAUUUGCCAGAAGUUACACCCGAUUUACUGUCAGAGUUAUGCACAACAUUAAAGGAAACAUUAGUUACUGUGUGCACCCAAUCUUGUAAUGAAAACUCAUUUAAGUGUGCAGAUGCACCUUUCCACAUGAAUGAUAACUCACUUGAUGCCACAUUACCAGGUAUGAUCCCAUUUAUCCCGGAAAUUGUAAAAGACACUACCGUACAAUCAGAAGAAUACUCAGGAAACUCAGGUGUACAAAAUAUAACUGAUACAACAAAAACAUCUUCCAACCUAGAAUCAAGAGUAACUUCUGGCACGCUGCCAAAUCUAGAUGCAUUAUUGAAUUCAGGAAUAGAAAAAAUAGUUAUAACUUCGCCAGUUUCCGAAGCACCAGAGACAUCACCUAAUCCAGCUUUAAAGAAAACUUCUGAUAAUAUGCCAGUACCAGAUAUAUCGUCUACCUCGAGGAGAAAAGAGUUUUCUGAAAUGACACCAGAAGAACCGCAGUUUCCAGAGACGUUAUCUGGGGCCAAGGAAACUCUACCUGUCAGUGAUUUUUCCCUACGGACUGCUGUCAAUAAUGCCCCGCAAGAAAAGGUGGCCUUGCAAAAUAUAAUAAUAGACACCUCGAAAGAGCCAACUUACAAUGAAACUGUUGUGACGGUUGGUGCAAAAACAACGGAUAUUAAAGGAGGCGGUGGUGUAGAUAAAAGUGUGAUUGCCGUUAUUGUGGCAGGUAUGGUUAUAAUAAUAGCUGUUAUAACAGUAAAGAAAAAUUGGAGUUCUAUACGUAAAAGAUUUAGUUCAGAUCCAAGGCCUAAUGAUCGAUCAGGUAGAAAUGAGAAUGGAACGACGGCUGAAGAAGUUCCUCUGCAAGACAAAUCGCCCGUUUAAAAUAAUAAAAGUAUUUAAUAGAAUAUUUAUUUUUAUAACGCUUUGGAUAAAGUUUAAAGUGAAUGGUUUCGAUCUGAAUGACAAUAUUUAUGUUUUUAACAAAAAUGGUGACGCAGUUAUUGAUGUAUGUCUUAAAUAAUAGGUGACACGGAUUGAACUUAAUACAUCUACCGUGCAGUAUGUUUCGUUAUGUAAAUGAUAUUUAAUAAACCCCAAGGUAGAAUAAGUAUUGUUAAGGUAGGUUGUAAUUAAUGUAAAUACAUAUUGAAACUGUACUAUAAUAUAAAUUCACCAUUAUUCUUUUUCAUGUGAAAAUUUCGUAAUAAAACUUAUAAAAUACACCUCUUGAAUAUCUGAAACCUACCUAUCUGUCGCUCUAUUUUGAGUAGGCAUCGUUCUAAACUACAAAAGGGAUUAAUGUGGUACUUAUUUCAUUAGACUUUUUUUUAUUUAAGUGAAAAGUAUGCAGAUGU
Messenger RNA from Pararge aegeria (speckled wood butterfly), 2985 nucleotides. RefSeq names its product mucin-3A-like. The record is from RefSeq and is a predicted model, not a curated record. NCBI's taxonomy places the organism in Eukaryota, Metazoa, Arthropoda, Insecta, Lepidoptera, Nymphalidae. The transcript is spliced from 4 exons. Gene Ontology annotation, cellular component: extracellular matrix. The coding region runs from base 80 to 2512 and encodes 810 amino acids. Gene Ontology annotation, molecular function: protein binding.